This is a messenger RNA of Cuscuta campestris, 1527 nucleotides long. The record is from the annotation of a GenBank genome assembly. NCBI's taxonomy places the organism in Eukaryota, Viridiplantae, Streptophyta, Magnoliopsida, Solanales, Convolvulaceae.
ACUAUAUUUGUCCACUUUAUUUUUGCACACCAUCCAAUGCACUUCUUUAAUCCAUUUUAUCUUGUAAUUUGUAUAUUAAAAAAUUAUAGAAAUGAAUUAUAUUUGUAAUGUGGAAUCAUUCGUCAGAAAACCAAAUAUGGCUUCUCCAUCACCAGAUCCUAUGGACGAUGGCAGCUUCAGAGCAAGAGUUCACAAAGUUUUCAGCUCGCUAUCUUCGUCACCGUUGCCAAUCUCGGCGGUGUCGAAGCCGCUGUGGUCUCUCACAGACGACGAGGUGGAGAAGCGAGAUUGGAAUCGAAGUAAAUCAAAACUCGGCCAAGACGACGACAACACCAUCUGUUCUUCGUCGUUCGAUGGUUUGUUCAAGCGAAAUCGCGGCGGUCGUCCAAAAGGGUUCGGUGACAUCGAUUGUGUCACUGGCGACGAAGACGGUGACAAGGAAGGGUUCGAUGACGACCUCGAAGAUCUCAGCGGCGAGGAAGACGGUGACCGUUCAGAUUUUCGGGAAAUCAGAUCUUCCGUAGGGUUGGAUUCAACUCUCGAUUAUGAGGAGGAAGAAGAUGAAUUUGACCGGUUUGCUGAGGGGAAUGGGAAGACCAGUAAUUGCUUCCGUAAAGAUCCUCGUGCAGAUCAACAUGCUGCUCAAAUUAGGUUGAGGGAGGAUGAUGUCGAGGCAUCAAAACACAAACCCAAUCAUCCUAAAACUGAGCCGAGUGGCGAAAACUGUGAGGGCACAUCAAUUUCCGUUGAUUGUUCUAAUGUGAAACCAAUAUUGAAAAGGAAAGACAAUUCUGAGGGGAAGUCCAGGAAACGAGUUAGAUUUGAUCCAAGUUUUGUGGAUGAAUCAGAUGAAUACCCACAAGCAAGACCACUGGUGUCUUUUGAGGUUUCUUCAAUGAGUUCAUCUGAUGGAAAUAAACCCAAGGUUCCUGAUCAUCUUAUCAAUCCUUCAAAAUACACCCGCUACAGUUUGGAUUCGUGUAGUGAGAUUGAUACCGUGUCCAACAAUCAAGCUUGUAAGUAUGUGCUUGAGGAGGUGAACAAGUGGACACAGAAUCGGAAAACAGAGGCUUCAUCCAAUGCACUUCCUCAAUCGAUAAGUUUUGUUCUUAAGAAAUCUAGCAGUUCUGUAGUAAUGGAGGAUGUUCGCGAAGAUGCUUCUAAAGUUAGUGGGAAUCAACAGAGCUUUCCCGUACCCAUUGCUGCUUGGGAGGAACUUGAAAGCGAAACAAUAGAAGGAGAUAGGGAAAUGGAGGAUGGAGAUGAUAAUGGUGUUUGUAAACCUGAUCGCCAUUACCGAAGCAAGUCAAGGUUGGAAAAUCAUUUCACUUAAAAGCUUCCUAAUGGUGUUCUCACAAUAUUAACGUCGUUUGGAAAAGAAUGCCGAGUCUACUUCAACUUGGGGAUGUUCCAAAUCUUCCAUGUUUCUCCUUUUGUAUGCAUUUGUGUGCUUACUUUGUGUUAAUAUCACUAUAUCAUGACAUGUGAUUUUAUAUUCUGGAUAUGUGAGGGGGCCUAUGGUUUUUU